Molecule: messenger RNA, 1905 nt
Organism: Jatropha curcas
Lineage: Eukaryota; Viridiplantae; Streptophyta; Magnoliopsida; Malpighiales; Euphorbiaceae
Source: RefSeq, a predicted model, not a curated record
AUGGUUGCUUCUUGCAAUUGUUCUUUGUUUAUUUCUCAUUUGGGUUUCAACAACUUUUACACUAGCUUAAAUAACAAAAUUUGGUUAUUAUGGAAUGAUGUUCACUUUGCUCUUGAAAAUUUCCAAGAUGAUAUACAGCUUGUUUCAGUUUCUGCAAAAAUGAGAUCCCCUGAUUUUCUUUUUACAAUCUCUGCUGUGUAUGGUCUUCAUUCUCGGGUUUCUAGACUAUCCUUGUGGGAGAAGCUGGAGAGUAUGACAGGUUUAAUUCAAGGACCGUGGAUCGUUGGUGGUGAUUUCAACACUAUUAAGUUGAUUUCUGAGUAUAAGGGUGGAUCUUCACCACAUCUGCUCAGUAUGCGAGACUUCUCUAAUUGUUCUAAUUCGUGUGGUCUUGUUGAUUUACCAUUUUUAGGCAAUCCUUUUACCUGGACUGGUGUGCGCAGUUCUGGACGCGUGUGGAAGCGUCUUGAUCGCUUUAUGGCAAAUCAAUUAUUCCUUGAUUUCUUUGAUGAGAUUCAGAUCAAGCAUCUUGGUAAAACCUCUUCGGAUCAUUCCCCUCUUUUGUUGAACUGUAAUAAGAGCUUAUUCAACGCUCCUAAGCCUUUUAAAUUUCAACAUAUGUGGCUCAGUAAUCCUUCUUUUCUUCCCAUGAUUCGGGAGCAGUGGAACUCCUCUUUUUCUGGAGGGGGGAUGAAGGGUUUUCAUCUUAAACUUAAGACUCUCAAAAAUGCGAUUAGACAAUGGAACAAGACCAUUUUUGGGGACAUUUUUUCUGCUAUCAAGGAUGCUGAAGUAGCGGCUGAGACAGCUGAAAGAGAUUAUGUUGCAGAUCCUUGUCUGAAUAAUAGGAAGACAUGGCAGGAAAAACAAGCUCUCCUUCUCUAUAAACUUCAGCUUGAGGAAAUAUACUGGAAACAAAAAUCUCAUGUUAAAUGGCUAGAAGAUGGGGACUCAAAUACUAAAUUCUUUCAUAAUUAUGUCAAGCUUUCAAGGAAAUUUCAACGUAUCUCAUCAAUUAAAAACUCUGAUGGUGUUUGGCUUUCGUUGCAGGAAGACAUAGGUGAGGAGGCGGUCAAGCAUUUUUCCAGUCUCUUUCAGGAUGAAGUCAUCCAGCAAGACUGUAGCCAAAUGCUUAAGUAUCUUCCUUCAUUAAUUACGACGGAACAUAAUUUGGCUUUGGGAGCCAUUCCUACUGAUUCUGAUAUUAAAAACGCGGUUUGGCAACUUGAUCCUUCUAGUGCUCCUGGUCCAGAUGGUUUCGAUGGGAGAUUCUAUAGAGACUGUUGGUCUAUUAUUCAGUGGGAUGUUUGUAGGGCUGUCAAGGAAUUUUUUCUGGGCCUUCCGAUACCUCAAUCUUUCAGUUGCACUCAGAUUAUUCUCAUUCCUAAAGUUGAGAAUCCAUCAGUUUUCGACCAAUUUCGUCCUAUUUGUCUUACUAACUUUAUUAGUAAAAUCCUCUUGGCUAAUGAGAUGAUUCAAGAAAUUGGCAGGAAAGCAAGAGGAAACAAUAUUGCCAUCAAGCUUGACAUGGCUAAAGCCUUUGAUCGUGUCUCAUGGUCCUUCUUAGAGGCAGUCUUGUUUCGCUUUGGCUUCUCUCAACCUAUUGUUCGAUUGAUCAUAGCUAACCUUUCGGCCACCAGACUGUCAGUUUGUGUUAAUGGUAUCAAUUAUGGUUUCUUCACACCAUCUAGAGGGGUCAAGCAAGGGGAUCCUCUUUCUCCUUACUUAUUUAUUCUUGUUUCUGAAUGUUUCUCUCGCGGUUUGAUACAUCUUGUCUCUUCUGGAAAAAUUCAACCUUAUAAGCUUGCUCGCAAUUGUUCCCCUGUUACUCAUUUAAGCUUUGCAGAUGAUCUUUUGAUCUUCAUUAGGGGGGAUAAGCGUAGUUGUUUCUCUACGCGCGUUUGA